AUGGCGUCUUCGAAUUCCUAUGAGGAUAACCGGUGUAAAUUGUUAGUUCUGGAUAUCGAUGUAAAUCAAUUGAAUUCCAAUGAUCUUCGACGAUAUUUUACUACAUACGGACCUAUCGAAUGGAUGGAAAUUUUUCCGAAAUUUUCAUCAGCGAUCAUCUAUUUCGUUAGUUAUUUAAUUGUUGAUCGUCUGGUGAGAUAUCGAACAUGUUCAAUCAAUCAAAAUCAACUUCGAUUGCGUCACUAUCGAUCGGAUGAAACGAGCGCGCAUAUCGAUACUCGAACAGUUCGAAUAAGACUUUCCAAUCCGAGAAAUACCAAUUUAAAGUUAACUGAAUCAAUACUAUUUCCUUGCUUUGAACGAUAUCAAUCUUUUAUCAAUAAAAUCAACGUUUUUCCAAAUAAUCAUGCAUUAAUACAUGUUUCGGAUUACAUCUACGCGGAUCGAAUUCUACUUGAUUCGAACAAUGAAUUUCAAAUCAAUGGGCAAUCACUUAUUUUGGAACGGUUCGUGCGAAAAGGUCGAAUUCAACAGCGACAACAACAACAACGAAAACAGCCGCGAGAUGUAGUAAUUGACCAAUUAUUGGAUCGAAUCGCUUCUCUAUCGAGACAGCUUCGAGAAAAACCGGAAAACUCACGAAAUGAAAUUGAACGACUUGAAGCUGAAUUGUUUGUAAUCAAGAAUGAAAAUGUUCAACUCAAAUCUCAACAACAGCGAACUGCACUCAUUGACAUAUCCAACAAAAAUUCGAACGAGCGCCCUAUUCUCAAACGAUGGCGUACUACCGAAAAUACCCUCAUGAGUCAAAACAUGAUCGCAAAACCUCGCAUUCUAUGUUGGCUCACCGCUGUAUCUGUUCGUUUCACAUUCAUUACAAAAUAUUUAUUUAAUUUUCUAACAAAUCACAUUCAAAAUACAUAA
Molecule: messenger RNA, 924 nt
Organism: Adineta ricciae
Lineage: Eukaryota; Metazoa; Rotifera; Eurotatoria; Adinetida; Adinetidae
Source: the annotation of a GenBank genome assembly